UUUUUUUUUUACUUUUCCUUUUCCUUUUCUCUCCCCCUUUCAUUUCCUUUCUACCCAUUAAACAAUGAAAGCAGAUUACCAAUUAUCCUUUCCCCUCCGUAGGAAACACUCAUCAUUGCUGCCAACCAUCCUUUUCAUCCUUAGAAAUUUGAGCUUCCAAGAUUGAUAUUCCGUUCUUCCAUUUCCAUGAUUCAUACCCCUUGUACUUCUAAUGCAAAUUGGAAAAUAUAUUCUAGGCAUAAUCGAAAUCAAAUCAAUUAAAGAUCGAAUUUUCAUUAUUGCUUUCUCUUGUUUUGGUAGAGCAAUAAAUUUGUUUCCUUUUGAAAAAAAGGAAAUUCUAGUUUUUUUCCUUUUAUUGCAAUUUUCCUUUUUAUUAUUUUUUUUGGGACCUAUAAAUUCAGGUUUUUGAAUUGUAAUAGACACACUUGAAUGUUGAAUAAACCUACUAUCUUCCCUCAUUCUUUUCUUCCUGCUCUCUUCUUCUUCUUCUAUAUUAUCAUUGUUGUUCGUGGCGAAUCAACAUCAACUUCCUCCCUACAACUUAAAUACAACCCUCCUCACAACUUGUUUCCUCUUGUUUUCCCUUCUUAUGAUGGAUCCUUUCUCUAACAACUCUGUCAAUGGCUUCUAUAAUUACUUGACUAGAGGAAUUGAUGAUCUUGAACGUGUGUUCUUGUCUAAUAACUUUAUGUCAAUUCAGUUUCUUCAAAGUGUUUUAUCCCUCCUAAGAUCCUUUCACACUCAGUUGAUCCUUCUUGUUCAAAAACUCAGAUUGCCAGUGGGUGAAAAAUGGCUUGAUGAAUACAUGGAUGAAAGUUCAAAACUUUGGGAAGUUUGUCGUGUUCUUAAAACUGGGAUUUCAGGCAUGGAGAGUUACUAUUCCACUGGGAUCAAUAUAACUUCCUCUAUAGAUAGCCAUGGCCAUUUAAGCCCACAGCUUUUACGCCAGGUUGUUCGGGCUAUUUCGGGCUGUCGAAGAGACGCUGUGGGAUUAGAGGAGGAAAACAGGUCCCUGAUGGAGACGAGAAUUGAGCCGCUUUCAUUAAGGUUUGAUGAAAAGGUUUCUGUAGAAUCAAAACUCAAUGGAUUCAAUGGAUUCAGAGGAGUUCUUUAUGCUAUGAGAAAUGUUAGUUCACUUUUGCUGAUGAUAUUACUUUAUGGAUUGGUUUACUGCUGGCCUGAAUCAAAAUUUUCCAAUGGGGGAUAUGAAGGGUGCUUGUUCUUUGGAUCAGCCUUUAUGAUCUCAACUGCGAGAUUGCAACAAAGGGUGGCAUCUGAGAUCAAUCAGAUUUCGGGUCGCCCAGGGAUUCUUCUGUAUGAAUUUAGAAGAUCAAAAAUUGCCAUGGAUGAACUGAGGGGAGAACUUGAGAGAGGUUCACAAGGAAUGGUAGAAUGGGAAUCAGAAGUUGGAAUUAGAGAAAGAGCUGAAAGUUUGAAGGGUUGUUUUGGGAUUUUAAGGACUGGAAUUGAGAAUAUCAUUGGACAACUUGAUGAUUUUUUUGAUGAAAUUGUUGAAGGGAGGAAGAAACUCUCAGAUUUCUGCAGCCAUAGGUAAAAAAAUUCAAGAAUGUGAUGAAAAAAAAGGAAUAGAUGUAAUGAAAAAAAAUCAGUAGUUGGAUGUC
Olea europaea var. sylvestris is the source of this 1622-nucleotide messenger RNA. RefSeq lists its product as uncharacterized. The transcript is spliced from 2 exons. Bases 590 to 1555 code for a protein of 321 amino acids. NCBI's taxonomy places the organism in Eukaryota, Viridiplantae, Streptophyta, Magnoliopsida, Lamiales, Oleaceae. The record is from RefSeq and is a predicted model, not a curated record.